AUGCCAGCGGCGGGGGGCGAGGGGGAAGAGGGCCCCGGCGGGGAGAGCGCGGGGACCGGAGGGGGCCCGGCCGGGGAGCAAGCCGGCCCCGGCCCCCCGAAGCUCUGCGGGUAUCUGCAGAAGCUGUCGGGUAAGGGCCCCCUGCGCGGCUUCCGCAGCCGCUGGUUCGUCUUCGACCCCCGGCGCUGCUACCUCUACUACUUCAAGGGGCCGCAGGAGGCGCUGCCCCUUGGGCACCUCGACAUCGCCUCCGCCUGCUUCAGCUACCACCAGCCCGAGGCCGGCGCCGCGGGCGUGGGGGACGAGGCCGCCGCCUUCGAGGUGCACAGCCCCAACGGCGCCGUGGCCGUGCUGAAGGCUGCAACUCGUCAGGAUAUGACAUACUGGCUUCAGGAACUUCAGCAGAAGAGGUGGGAAUAUUGCAACAACCUUGACGCAGCAAAAAGAGACAGCAGGACUUCCCCUACCCCCAGUGACUUUUCCAAAGGUCUUGUUGCCAAAGACAGCCCUGAUUUGAGUAUCCUAAGUCAAAAUGCUUCGGCAGAGAGAGCUAGAAAUAUUCUAGCUGUGGAGACUUCUCCUACAGACCUGGUGGGGGAACAAGCAGCUUCCCAACCUGCUCCAGUCCAGCCAAGUGCCAUCAAUUUCUCCCUUAAGCAAUGGAGCACGGAACUCAAGAAUUCCAUGUCCUCUUUAAGAAAAGGAAGUAACGAAAAUCGCAAGAGCAUAUUUUAUACCUCUGAAGAGUGGGAAUUGCUGGAUCCAUCCCCAAAAGAUUUGGAGGACUCAAUGGCCCUGGAGGAAAAGAGGAAACACCUGGCAGAAGGAAGUAAAGGUCUGACUGGUUCAGCUUUUCCAUUUGAUUUUGGUCGCAUUCCACACAAACCAAGGCGCCCCUUGAAGGACAUGAUCGGGUCAGGCAAAAACCGCAACAGCAGCGACGCUUCUCCAACAGAGUGGUGUUCUGGGAAUGGCAACAAACUGGUCUCUGAACUGCAGCUGAAGUACCAGAGCCAGCAAGAAGAGUUGGAAAAGCUGAAGAAAGACCUUUUGAGCCAAAAGGAGCUGGUGCGCCUUCUGCAGCAAAACUCCCGGUCAUCCCAGUAUGAUAAAUACUUCCCAAGCCGUCUUUGUGAGGGGAUUCCCAAAGACAAACUAGAGCUUUUGCACCAAAAGGAUGACCAGAUUUUGGGUCUCAACAACCAGCUGGAAAGGUUAAACCUGGAAAAAGAUAAUCUCCAGCAGGAAGUCAAGAAUCUGAAAUACAAAGUUGGAGAACUGAAUGAGCAGCUGGGCAUGCUGAUGGAAACGAUUCAGGCUAAAGAUGAAGUCAUCAUGAAGCUGUCUCGUCAGCUCAGUGAGUGUGAGGACACUACAUCUUCUCAAAGUGGAGCUGUAAAUUCUUCUGGGACCACCUGUACUAGUAAGGAACUGCAGGAACUGGACAGACUAAAAGACAAUCUUCAGGGUUACAAGACCCAGAAUAAGUUUUUAAACAAGGAGAUUUUGGAACUUUCAGCUCUACGAAGAAAUGCAGAAGCGAGAGAGAGAGAAUGGCAGGCAAAGUAUACUAGCUUGGAAGCCAAACUCUGUCAGAUAGAAAGUAAAUACUUGAUCCUGCUUCAAGAAAUGAAAACUCCUGUUUGUUCUGAGGAGCAGAGUCCUGCUCGUGAGGUCAUCACACAGUUACUGGAAGAUGCCUUGAAGGCAGAAACCAGUGAACAACCAGAACAAGCCUUCUUCAAACCACACCUGGUCAGUGAAUACGAUAUAUAUGGUUUUCAGACUGUCCCAGAGGAUGAUGAGGAGGAGAAACUUGUAGCAAAAUCACGAGCUUUGGACCUGAAGUCACUUUCUCUCAGUGAAAAUCGAGAGAUCUCAGCGGGAGUAAAAUGGGAAAACUAUCUGGCAAGCACAAUGAACAGAGAGAUGAUGUGCUGUGUGGAGCUGAAGAACCUGAUCCGCUCUGGAAUCCCCCAUGAGCACCGUUCCAAGAUGUGGAAGUGGUGUGUCAAUCUCCAUGUGAAAAAGUUCAAGGACAGUGCUGUUCCUGGCUACUUCCAAACCUUGCUUCAAAACGCUCUGGAAAAGCAAAAUCCGGCGUCCAAACAAAUCGAGUUGGAUCUCUUGAGGACUUUGCCCAACAACAAACAUUAUUCCUCCCCAACAUCUGAGGGGAUCCAGAAGCUGAGAAAUGUGCUGCUGGCCUUCUCGUGGAGAAAUCCUGAUAUAGGAUAUUGCCAAGGGCUCAACAGAUUGGUAGCAAUUGCCCUUCUGUACUUGGAACAGGAAGAUGCUUUUUGGUGUCUGGUAACAAUAGUGGAAGUUUUCAUGCCUCGUGACUACUACACGAAGACACUGCUGGGCUCUCAGGUUGAUCAGCGAGUAUUCAAGGAUUUAAUGAGUGAGAAGCUUCCCCGACUGCAUGCUCAUUUUGAACAGUACAAAGUUGACUACACCCUCAUCACUUUCAACUGGUUUCUGGUGGUAUUUGUGGACAGCGUGGUUAGUGACAUCCUUUUUAAAAUCUGGGACUCCUUCCUAUACGAGGGACCAAAGGUAAUAUUCCGAUUUGCCCUGGCACUUUUUAAGUACAAAGAAGAGGAAAUCCUAAAGCUGCAGGAUUCCAUGUCCAUUUUCAAGUACCUUCGCUACUUCACUCGCACGAUACUUGAUGCUCGGAAACUGACUGGAAUUGCUUUUGGAGACCUGAACCCUUUCCCACUACGUCAGAUCAGGAACCGGAGGACGUAUCACCUGGAGAAAGUGAGGCUGGAGCUGACUGAGCUGGAAGCCAUCCGUGAGGAUUUCCUGCGGGAACGGGACACGUGUGUAGAAAAAAGAGACCUUAUUAGUGAUGAUGAGGAGGACAGCUGAGAGUACUUAAUGUCAGCUUUUCUUUGGGAUCAUGACCAAAGUUGAGUUAAUCUCCAAAACACUUUAUUAAUCCUGUCAAACAGAAUGUAAACUUAGUUGCCUUUGGAAAUAUGCAGGACAGAUUUCCAAACCCCAGCACUUUCAGAAAAAUUGCUUUGUAUGGAGGCCAAACACUUCUGUUUACAUUUAUGUUCAUGGAAUUGUAUGUAGAGCACUUAAAAUCCCUCUCGGUUGAGUCCAGCAGCUGAAUUGCCAUUUGUUUUCCUGCAGUGCACUGCUAAUGCCUGGUGUGAAACCCACCUGACAAAAGUCCACCCUCUGUUUACUGCAUGUGUUUCCACUCUGUGUGGGUUUUUUUAUGUAAUUAUGUCUUUUGUAGCACAGGUUCAGUGCGGGAGGGCAUCAUGUGUUGGUUCCUGGCUGGUUGAAGGAAUGGCUUUCAUCAUGUUGUCUUUGAAUAAGCUAGCUGGCUUUGAGGUCACAAACUAGAAAAGUGUAAAAUGAAGCACAGGAAGAACUUGUACAUUCCUUUGUCUUUCCCUGAAGUGGCAUGAAAUGGAUCAUCAAACAGAACACUUGAAUACAUGUACAUGAGUAAAGGUAAAGUAAGUCCUUAACAUGUCACUGGAUGUUCAGUGUAUACUGGAGCAGUGAUAUCAAACAUCAGCAGUACUUUUCUGGGCAGCUGUGCUGAUAAAGAUUCCCCUUAAUGCAAAGGGUUUGUAGAUCACAUUCAGUUGAUUUUAUUUCUCUUCACUCUUUUGAUUGCAAUGUCUCAAAAAAGCCACAACCAAAAACCAGCAAUUAUGGAGGAAGAAUGGAGCUCACCACAGGCCUACCAUGUUCUAGUAGCUCAUUAGUUGUGUAUCUGUUGAAAGCUUUUUUUCCUAUUAUUUUUAUUUUAUUUCGAUGCUUCUUCCUAUCUAGGGCUUAAAAUCUCAUGACGUCUUGAUCUUUAAGAAGAAAUAUAGUGUUCUUUUUACAUGAAUGUAUAACUCUUGUAAAAUAGCAGCAGCAAUAGGAUUCCAAAAACAAGUAUUUACCAAUCAAAGGAGCCUGAAGGGCACAGCAGAAAACCUUUCCCAGCAGAAAACCACAACAUCCUCUUAAUGUGCCCAGCUUUGCUGUGAGUGUUGCAUGUACAUCUUAUGAGAACAGCUGUGUUUGAGGUAUUUAUAUUUUAGGCAGUGUUUCUGACUAUGGAAUUGUGACUGGAGGCCAUGCUUUCUCAUGUGAUGGCAAGCAAUGCUCCUAAAUGGUUUGGAGGAAAAGGAAGAUGCCUUUCUUGCUGCCUGUUCUCUGGACUUUUGUACCAUUCUUCUGCAGCUGUUGGAUCUUCAGAAUGUUGGAUUGACUUACACGUUGUCUGGAUGCUUCAUGGUAGAACAAGCUUUCAAGCAGUAGGCAGCAAAUCACUCAGUACUGGGGACGUGGGUAAUUAGCAGAAAAAAUCUGGUGGUCAGGAAUGGUCAAGUGCAUCAAGCCUCUGCUUCAUCUGUUCCUUUUGGUUUUCCAAGAACAAGUAGGAUUUUGUCAGCUAUACUAAUGUCAUUGUUUGGAAAAAUUUAAGAGUGUGGAGGGAGAAAUCCUGCUUCUGUUUCACAGCACUUUUUUUUUUCUUUUUUUUUUUUGAGAAUGUAUUUCUAGCUGUCUCUGAAUAAGCAUAUUAGUAGUCAGUUUAUCUGGAAGUAUUUAAUCAGUGGUGGACAUUGUAACUUACAGGACUACUUCUAAUAGAAAAUGCAUGGUUCUUGUAUGACAUUAUUUUUCAUUAGCCAACAAAUCCUUGCCAGUGAGGGACACGUGCUAUGAUCAUCUUGAUUUGUAUGUCCCCUGCCUUGUCUAUUGUAAGUAGUAGUUUGGUUUUUUUUAUUCCCUAGUUACUCUUGGUUGCAUACUUGAGUUUAUUAGGCAGGUUUCUCAUAUUAUUGCAUGUACUGUAUUCUUUUUUACUUACGAUCAGUGUUUGAAUAUAAAAAUGGGACCAGGUUUUCUACUUUUCUAGUUAUGCUGUCUUGGUUUUGAAAGAGCUGGUCUCUAAAUCAGUCUGUACUGUCUGGUUUGGUUUUAUUUUGUUUUCAAGUGUUAAAUCUUUCUUACCUGAGGAUCUUCCUUCCAAUGGCAACAGUUGAAAUAUUGAAGUGAAGAACUCAGAAAUAUAUACAUACCCUAUUCCUAAAAGUCUGUUAUUGCUGGGUUUUGACUAUUCACUCUGAACUGGUCUUAUGACUUUGAGAUGUUUUCAGACUGAUUUCACUGAGGUCUUCAGGUUAUGAAGAUAACUUUAGGACAACUGUUCAGGAAGUUCUCUAGCUGACAAAACAUCAUCUGCACUGUUACAGAACUUUCCUUUCCCACAGUUGUGCUGAUGGUUCAGUUUGUGUGUUGCUGUGUUUCAUUAUCUCAGUUGUUACCCAGUUGUACAGUAAAACUAAGUUUGUUGGUUUCUUAUUCCACUAUUUGAAUCCAAUAGAUGAAUUCUGGGAAGCUCAUGGAAAUCACCUUGUCUCUGGGUGUUUUGGUAGCUUGCCAGUGUGAAAUGAGUUGAUGCUGUUACACUCCAAGUUCCUAGUGAGCUGUUGUUGAGGAUUGUUACUGAUGCCUUACUUAAAAGGUCAAAAAUUUGCAGAGGCAUCUGAUCUCUGAGUCUAUUCAGAACAAAAAUGAGAUGCACACAGCAGGAAGCAACAUCAGGAGAAGGUUCCCUUGCUGUUGCAUAUGUCUUUGGAAGAGUAUUGGUUUUCUGGUGGUGAUUUUGAAGAGUAGUCACUAGUCAGGGAUGUGCAAGGUGUACAGGCAGUAUUCCAGGCAGUAUUUAAACCCAGUAAAACCAAGCAGAAAUACAGUGUGGCUCAGUGGUCUGCAAAAGCUGAACAGCAUAGAUACCAAGUGUUUGUAUUUAGGGGUAAACUUCUGAGGCAGUGCAUGAAGAUUUGACAUUCAUGCAUUGACUUAGUAAGAGACUGACCUGUAAAUGCAAAUAAAACCUUGUGAGACUAUUUUAUAACUUCAAGGUCAUGCACAUAAAUGCAAGGAGUUUCUUAUGUGUGGUUCUCAGUCCAUGUGAUGUAAACCAAACCACUAAAGUGCAUUUUGCAGAAUAUUCCUCCCAUCUUUCUACUUGUAUGCAUGGUUUUCUAGUGAAACUUCUGGUUACUUGUUUAAAAUGCUCUACUGUUUCUGUUAAACAGGCAAAAAAAUGGAGCACUACACCUCUAGCCAUCAAAGCUGCACAGUGUUUCAGCUUUACCUCUACUCCUGUAUAGGUAGUGUUAUCAUCCAGUGUUAUCAGGUUGUUUGUUGUGUGGUUUGUUUUUUGGUUUUUUUUUUCACCAGCUCUGUAAGCAAUAAAGCAAAACUUUUUUUUGUUGCCCUUUAGGUAUCUUCUGUGAGAGACUCUCCUCUUUCCCUUAGUCUUUGUAAACAUGGUAAGAUAUUUUGGCAGAAAGGGUAACUUGUUUUUUUUUUUUCUUCCUUAAGACAUCAGGAAUGAAUGAAUGAAUGGGCUCAAAUUUGACAGAGUUGUAUUUUCAGUCAUGCUUAACUGAGAAAUGGAAAAUUAACCAAUUUCAUGACAUUGUCUGGCUGGUUAAGUGACUAUUCCCUUAAGUGCCAUGUUAGAAAUUGGCAAUAUGCGGUACAAGAAAUUGGAAUCACAAAGCAUAAGUGAUGUUAUUUUUAUAAAGAUUGAUGUAAAGAAUAAAUAAAUUGUUUAUUACUUUGCA
Messenger RNA from Calypte anna (Anna's hummingbird), 6602 nucleotides. It is a transcript of the gene TBC1D2B, whose product is annotated as TBC1 domain family member 2B. The record is from RefSeq and is a predicted model, not a curated record. Lineage: Eukaryota; Metazoa; Chordata; Aves; Apodiformes; Trochilidae.